Messenger RNA from Camelina sativa (false flax), 1206 nucleotides. The record is from RefSeq and is a predicted model, not a curated record. NCBI's taxonomy places the organism in Eukaryota, Viridiplantae, Streptophyta, Magnoliopsida, Brassicales, Brassicaceae.
AUGCUAGAUAUUAGCUUAAACUCUUUGACAGGACCACUCCCUGUUCCACCACUCUUGAUCAUCCUCUUUUCUGCAUGGAACAAUAGUUUCACAGGAGACAUACCUCUUUCAAUUUGCAACCGAAGCUCUCUCGACGUUCUUGAUCUAUCCUACAACAAUUUCAUCGGCUUUAUUCCUCAAUGCCUGAGUAAGUUAUCAACAGUCAAUCUCCGGAAGAACAACUUGCAGGGAACUCUUCCCGACACAUUUUAUAGCAAUUCUCUGCUACAAACACUUGAUGUUGGGUACAAUCAAAUAAACGGAAAGCUUCCAAGGUCUCUGGUGAACUGUUCUUUUCUAAAGUUUCUGAAUGUGGAGCACAACGAAAUAUCAGACGUGUUUCCUUUCUGGCUCAAGGUCUUGCCGGAUUUGGAAGUCGUUACCCUCCGUUCGAACAUGUUUUAUGGUCCUGUAUCUCUUCCUCAAGGACCUUUAGGGUUUCCCAAGCUGCGGAUACUUGAUAUAUCAGAUAACAGCUUUAACGGAAGUUUGUCACCAGAGUACUUUGUAAAUUGGAGUGCAUCAUCAAACAAGAUAUAUGGAGAUGGGCAGAUGUAUAUGGGAGACUAUAUGAAUGCUCUCUAUCAGUAUGUUAAUACUUUAGACUUGCGAUACAAAGGUCUAUCUAUGGAGCAUAAAAAGGUACUGACUUUCUAUGUUGCCAUAGAUUUUUCUGGAAACAGACUUGGUGGACAGAUCCCAGAUUCUAUCGGUCUCUUGACGGCACUCAUUGCCCUCAACUUAUCCCACAACUCUUUCACUGGCCAAAUCCCGGUGUCUUUUGCCAAUGUUACCGAACUCGAGUCACUAGAUCUGUCUCGAAACAAACUCUCGGGUAAAAUCCCUCAAGAACUCAAGACCCUCUCUUUUUUAGCGUACAUAAAUGUCUCUCAUAACCAAUUCACGGGAGAAAUACCAAAAGGGACACAGAUUAGUGGGCAACCUAUAUCCUCCUUUGAAGGGAAUGCAGGGCUUUGUGGUCUUCCUCUCCAGAACAUAUGCUUUGCCCCUAGUGCUCCCCCAACACAACAAGAAAAACAUGAAGAUGAGACAGAGGAAGAAGAACUGUACUUGAGCUGGAAAGCAGUAGGAAUAGGGUAUGGACCUGGACUAUUGUUUGGAUUGGCAAUAGGACAUGCCAUUGCCCGGACUGGCUCGUCAAGAUAA